AUGAAGGCUGUAGCUCUCUUGAUUUGCCUUGCAGGAUCAGCUUUUGCUACUCCAACUCAUCCCUUAAACUACAAGCUUGGAACCCAUGGACAGAAAACUCCAGAAAAGCACAUGUAUAUCAAUCCUGAAGCCUCACAGGAAGAGAAUGCAGAGUAUGUAGACACGGGUGAUUUGCUGCCCAGUCACAAAAACCUAAAACCAGAGGUGUCAGUACCAGACACUGAGCAUAGGGAUGUGCCCCAGACUGCUAGAAAACAAGGAAGAACUGGUAGCGAGCAUCAAGGGAAAAAUAGCCUAAAAAGCAUCAAUUUCCUUGCACUGCACAAUAAACCAGGUUCGGCUUCUGAUAACCAGGACGGUGACUCCGGAAGCAGUGGCAGAGAACAGUCCAACUCUGAGCAUUACCAGUUCAGGAGGCAUGAGAAGCACAGCAAUUCGGCCAAUGGACAUGUUCCAGGCAAUGCAGGAAAUCCAGUGGAUGCUCUCAGUCUUGAUCAUGAGCAUAACACGCGGAAAUCUAAUAAAAAUAUACUUAGCCUAUCUGAAAAGAACACUGAAAGCGAUGAAGAAGAGGAUGAGGAAUGGGGUGAAGAAAUUGAUGACAGAGAUACAAAGCACAAAGGCCACCAGACAAAUCAGGGUAACCAACACAAAAGACAGCAAAAUGAAAACAGUAUGCAGUCUGAUGAAAUCCAGAGAGAUUCCAGUCGACCAGUCCGGAUAACCACGAGACACGGUGAGAAAUUUGACCUAGAGGAAGAAGAGAGGGAGCACAGCCAGCAGAAGCCCUAUAAAGAAGAAAUCCUCCUCUCUCAAAAAACCCAUAAUGAAGAUCAGGAUGACAAACAGCAAAGCCAAGAGAGGAAAGACAACAUUCAAAUAAACUAUCAGAGUGAUCACAAUACAGUGGUGAAAAGACAAGAGAUGGAGGACAGUAACAUGGAUGAUGAUGGUCACGACAGCAGUGAUGUUGAUGGCAAGGAAGAUCUCAGUGAUACCUGGAAAGAGGCGGUUUAUGAGGAAGAGGAGAGAAUCCAGACUAAUGACCAGGAGAGCACCAGUACUGAGCACGAAGAGGAAGGACCCACCGAAGAUGACACUGCAGUUCAUAGAGAGACCGAGGAUUACCAAGAUGUCAAGGUUAAAGACCUUAUAAACUCUGAACAAGAUGAUUACGAUCAUGAGCCACCUAAUCCUGACAGCGAGCAACACCUGGAAACAAGUAGCUCUGUUCAGAGCAUGAACUCAAAGGAAAGUGAAGCCAAGGUUAAGACUACAGGCAGUUCCUAUAAUGAAAUGGAAAGUGCAAGCAACAGGAGUGAGAAGGCACACCCAGACCCAUGUAGGAACUUCCACUGCAAAAGAGGUAAAGUCUGCCAUGUGGACAAACAAGGGAAACCCAGCUGUAUUUGCCAAGAUCCUGCUUCUUGCCCUUCCACCAAAGACUAUGAACGUGUUUGUGGUACGGAUAAUAAGACCUAUGAUGGCACAUGUCAACUCUUUGGCACCAAAUGUCAACUUGAAGGGACGAAAAUGGGACGGCAGCUGCAUCUAGACUAUAUGGGCUCCUGCAAAUACAUCCCCCACUGUACCGAUUAUGAAGUGGAUCAGUUCCCUCUCCGGAUGCGAGACUGGCUCAAAAACAUCCUUAUGCAAUACUAUGAACGUGAUCUGGAUACUUCUGGAUUUCUAACUGAAAAGCAAAGGAAUAAGGUCAAAAAAAUCUACCAGAACGACAAGCGCCUCGUGGCUGGCGACCACGCAGUUGAGCUGCUCCUGCACGACUUUGAGAAAAAUUAUCACAUGUAUGUGUACCCUGUGCACUGGGAGUUUCAUCAGCUUGAUCAGCACCCCGUUGACAGAGUACUAACACACUCGGAGCUCGCACCUUUGAGAGCCUCUCUUGUUCCCAUGGAACACUGCAUAACCCGUUUCUUCCAAGAGUGCGAUGGGGAUCAAGACAAACUCAUUGCUUUGAAGGAAUGGUGCCACUGCUUUGGGAUUAAGGAAGAAGACAUAAACGAAAGUCUCCUGUUCUGA
Tauraco erythrolophus (red-crested turaco) is the source of this 2040-nucleotide messenger RNA. Lineage: Eukaryota; Metazoa; Chordata; Aves; Musophagiformes; Musophagidae. The record is from RefSeq and is a predicted model, not a curated record.